Messenger RNA from Oryzias melastigma (Indian medaka), 985 nucleotides. It is a transcript of the gene kxd1, whose product is annotated as KxDL motif containing 1. NCBI's taxonomy places the organism in Eukaryota, Metazoa, Chordata, Actinopteri, Beloniformes, Adrianichthyidae. The record is from RefSeq and is a predicted model, not a curated record. Gene Ontology annotation, cellular component: BORC complex. The coding region runs from base 140 to 727 and encodes 195 amino acids. The transcript has 5 exons. Gene Ontology annotation, biological process: lysosome localization.
UACUGGUCGUGUGACCGGAAGUUGACAUAAAUGCGGAAGUUGUUGUUUCGCAGUCAGUUUUGAAAUAUUAUUUCAUUUAUUUUUUCAAAUAAGCCUAAGUUCAAACGAUACACACAAUUUCUUCUAAGAUUCUAACUUAAUGAAGACUUGCUAUUGCAGUUUUUCCAUCAUCAUGGAUGAGCCCACAGCAUCUGGCGUGUUCUGCAGCAGAAUGUUGAGCAUGGUUAACUCUGAGGACGUGAACGCCAUCAUCCAGGCUCAGAGACACAUGCUCGAUCGGUUUGAAAAAACCAACGAAAUGCUGAUAAACUUUAAUGGACUGUCAAAUGUGAGGCUGCAGCAGAUGAACGACCGCUUUCUACUCCACACCCGCACUCUGGUGGAGAUGAAGAAAGAUCUAGAUAGCAUCUUCAGACGAAUCAGGACAUUAAAAGGGAAGAUCGCCAAACAAUACCCAGAAGCUUUCAGCAAUAUCCAUGAGUCACCAAUCUCAGAAGAUGAAGAUGAUGAAUUUGACCCUAUUCCUCCAAGUGUUGCUACAACGACCACAACAGCCACUUCGGAGCAAAGCACCGAGUCCUGUGACACAAGUCCUGAUGUGAUUUCACCCACUGUGAGCAGAUGUUCUGAGGACCUCUCUCAGGAGCCACCUGACACACCCACUUCUGAUGUCCUAGAGACGGCCGUCCUUCAGGAUGAAGGUCCUGACUCUGUACCUGCUGAGUAAAAAGAAUAGAAUGGACUUAAAGGUCACAGGCUGUGCUCUGUGUUUAAACAUAUGUUUUAUUAAUAGGUACACCUGUUUGUUAAAGGUCACAAGUUUCUCUUUUAUUGUCUAAGAGGACACAAACUUGUUUGAUGUAUAUCUGCACACUAUUUAAAUAAUGCAAAAAACGACUUUACUUGUGAAGUGUCUGAAUAUAAAUUUAUGUAAAAAAUUAAGGAUCCAAAGUUUUCAAUAAUUUUGUGACUGUAGUUUUCUUUU